Salvelinus namaycush (lake trout) is the source of this 1809-nucleotide messenger RNA. It is a transcript of the gene cuedc2, whose product is annotated as CUE domain containing 2. The record is from RefSeq and is a predicted model, not a curated record. NCBI's taxonomy places the organism in Eukaryota, Metazoa, Chordata, Actinopteri, Salmoniformes, Salmonidae. Bases 462 to 1301 code for a protein of 279 amino acids. The transcript has 2 exons.
ACAGCGCUAAACUCGCUAGGAAAAAAUGGUUCCAUUGUAGUUAUUCGUGUGUAAACAUUUGAGUUGCUAGCAGUCUAAUCUCUUAGCUGGCUAAUUAUUCACACAGUUUGUAGAUACACAAUUGGAACAACAUUUUAUUUCUUGCACGUUUAAGGUUAGAUUUGUAUUUGCACGUCGUAGUUUUUGUUGCACUUUACUACAACGAUAUUCGUUUAGGCUUGCUAGCUUUUUGUUCUGCAGCAGUACGGCUACUAUAGAUAGUUAACGUCAAUCCGAUUCUCGUCAUCUCUUCUGAUUACGUGAUUGUUGUCCGUCAAUAGAUCAGAAAAUCCUGAAAAUAAUAUAUCAUAGUGUCCACUUUCUUUGAUAUUAGUUCGGUUUGGUCAACCUUUGAAAACCUGAAGUUACGUUAGCCAUUCUUGCCUGCUUCACAGUCAGCGGUCGCCGGUUUUGAGCCCAUUAUGGACCUUCACAAGAUAAUCCACGAUACCCUGCAGGACUUCAUUCAGACAUGCAUUCCCGAAGCAGACCUGAGUUCCCUGGAUGAUGUGUUGCUUCCCUACAUCACUGGAGUCCUGGAGGAUCUGGGAUCUCAGGAGAGCGUGGAGGAGAACUUUGACGUGGAGGUCUUUGUAGAAAUGCUGGAGGCCUACAUUCCUGGCUUUGCUGAAAUUGACAGUGUUAAUGUUUGUGAUAUGAUGUUCAGCCUGGCUUCAAAACUAGCCACAGCCCGGAGUUCAGAAAAUAGUGUGCCAAAGGCUAGAAUGGAGGUCCCACUGACAGUCAGCGCUACCUCCACUGGGUCUCCUGUGAGAGAGAUGCACUGCCUUACUACACAGACUGAGGGGGCCACCGCCAAGGUGCCAUUCUCUGAGUGGGAGGCCCAGGAGCCGCUCCUUCUGGAGAUGUUCCCCAAGUGCAGACUAUCAGAGGCCAGGAGUGCCUUGUCCAUUGCUAAAGGUGACAUGGAGGAGGCUGUCCGCCUCAUCAUCGAAGGAGACAUCCAGCUCAGCCACACACCUCUAAACGUAAACCAUGGGAAGAUGGCUUCCCCUCAGGCAGAGCAGAAGAUGAAAGAGAGCAUCCUGGAGAAGUACAUGCUAGUGGACAGGGAGGAGGAUAAGAAAACACACAGGCCUGUUGCACCUAAAGAUGCCCCUAAAAAACUGGUGCGUUACCACAGCAACCAGGUGGUGACCACAAAAGGGGAGCGGUACCAACUGGUGAAGAAAGAGGAGACGGAGGAGGUGAAGAAGACUUACGUCAGCAUCAAACCCGCACGCAAAUACAGAUUCCAUUGAUGACUGACUGGCACUCUUCUGGAACACCAGGCGUUGACGUUGUUGUUUACAUCCUUUCUGAAUGCCUGUUUUUUUUGUUUGCCUGGUUUUGGAAAAUGUUUGUUUUUGGUAUGUAUAAGUGUCUGAUUUGAAAAACGUGUGGCCAUCGUCUUGCUUCGAAUAUAAUCUCUCCUUUGCAGUGAUUCUCUGGCAUCAUUGUUUUGUUCUCUAGGUGGGUCAUGAUGUGCUCUUGUGGUGGGCUGGCCAUGUGUAUAAGACUUGAAGAACCGCUUCAUUUGAUUCUCAUGUCCAAACUGUGUACUGUUUUUUUCCAUUUCAGCAGGUGUGACAUGGUACAGAUUUUUUGGGGUCAGAUAUGAUUUUUAUUAGUAUUUUUCCUGGCAGGGGGACUUAGCGAUUUGGGGUCUGUUUCAAAACACUGUUUUCAGUACUCUAUCGCAAUACCUUAUUCCCCAUAUAAGGGUAAGUUUAGUCCAUUGAGCCUGUGCACCCAUUUUUUAAAAUAAAA